Adineta steineri is the source of this 909-nucleotide messenger RNA. The record is from the annotation of a GenBank genome assembly. NCBI's taxonomy places the organism in Eukaryota, Metazoa, Rotifera, Eurotatoria, Adinetida, Adinetidae.
AUGCGUCUUUUUCAAUUUAUAUCAGAAAUCAAUCUGUUUGAGACAGAUGCGACCGAUAACAUUAGUAUUCGAAUUCAACGUUUAACUACUUGGUUUUUUAUUUCGACUUUUACCACAAGUUUACUGAUCGUGACUAUUUAUGCAUCAUUAUAUGCGGGAGAGGUACACAUUACAAUCCAAAAUCCAACUAUUGAUUUAUAUGCGGAAUUAGCAGCUAAAUAUUCAAUAGAAUGUGACUGUUCAGAAACAUCCAUUCCUCAUAAAGAAUUCAUUAGUCUUCAACCGAUUUAUCAUCAAGUUUGUUCGAGUGAUUUUGUUACGCAACGUUGGAUUGAUUAUCUAUGCCAUUCAACUGAACAUUCUUUCUAUUUUUAUGCUGAUUUUCGUUCAACCGCUGUGCAACAAUUUCAGCUAUUGGCUAUACUUUGUCAAUUAAGCAUUCAAGAAACUAAAGAUGGUCUUGAUUUGUUUCUUCAUACUGAAAUUAUUAGUGACAAACUAAUGAGUAAAGAUUUUCUUGUAGCUGAAACUCAAGCUCGUAUUGGCACAUUCAAAACAAAUGCACCUGAUGCAUUGCAUUAUAAACUAAUGUUCAUUCGUGAGAUGAUUGCAGGCAAUGCUCUCUUAUCGUCAACCCCAAAUAUUUUCCAAUUUAUGUUUCAAUAUCAUGAUUACGGAUACGGACCUGUUUGGAAGAUUAAUCAUGAAAAUGUUUUUCACCAAACUGACGGUAAUUUUUGUACUUGCAAGGAAUUUUUUACGUGUUAUUCACGCGCAGGAUUCUUUGGUGGUAGUCUUUUUAAUAGUGAUAAUUCGUUUGCUUAUUUAUAUAUUAUCGAUGGAUGGUAUACUGGAUGUCGACCAAUUGAUUCACUUCUUUCAUCAACAUUAAAAACUUUUUAUAAUUAA